CUUGCUCUACUUCCCAUUACAGGAAACACAGAACCCCCAAAAGUCCUUCACCUUCUCCUCAAUUCCCUGCUCCCUUUCCCUGCUUCUUCUCUCUUUACUUUCUUCUCUUCCCCACCUCGAGGAAGAGAAAGUUGAAUUGGUCAAGAAGGUAUGAAACAUCUCUGCUCCACUGACAACCUUCCCUCUCUCUUCACUCUCCUUCUCCAUGACUUGCUCUCACUUUCCUUUUUCUUGAUUUCUCACCCUCUUAUCUUAGCUUAUCUCCUUCUCCUCUCCCCUUACCUCCUCAAACUCCUCUUCUUCCUCUACCCCCUCCUCUUCUCCACCUUCCUUCUCCUCCUUGCCCUCCUCACUGUCACCUUUCAUCUCCAUGACUCUCCUGCUGCCUCCCCUGAAUUCCCUGUAACCACUUGCAGUGCAGUCCUCAACUUUCUCCGGGCUGAACUUGUUGCUGAUGAAGCCAAAUGUGGCUUAAUAGAGCAGAUCUGUUCGAUCGUUUUUGUCGAUUCCCAGCUCUGUUCCUACCAAAUGGAGCCAAACGAUGACUUUAGCUCAGGUAACCAAAUCAAUCAACCAGAAAGUUUUUCUCAAAACUGCAACCUUUUGGAAGAUGCCAAACAUAAAGAGGACAGAGCAGAUAAUUUGAGUGAGAAGACAGAGGAAAAGAAUUGCUCGGAUCACAAACAUCUUAAAGAGGAAGAAAGCAACGCCAAAACCAUUCUUCAAAGCCGAAAAGAACACAGCCGCAGACCAUCAGAGAUCCUUCAAAGAGAUGGCUCAAUGAGGAAGGACAAAGAGUGGAAGAGGACUCUGGCUUGCAAGCUCUUCGAGGAGAGGAUGACCUACAAGCUUUGUGAGGAGAGGAAGGUCGUUGAAGGCGCCGAGGAGAUGGAUUUGCUCUGGGAGGCUUAUGAGAUUGAUGCAGGGAAGUCUGAGAAGCUUAAUAGGAAGGAGAAGGAUACUAAGAAAGCAGUGCAGGCAAAAGUGAAAGAGGAAGAAGAAGAUGAUGAUGAUGAUGCAGAAGAAGGGAUAUCUGGGCAGCUUUGUUGCUUGCAGGCAUUGAAAUUGUCAGCCGGGAAGAUGAAUUUGGGAGUGGGGAGGCCAAGCUUGGUGAAGAUAUCCAUGGCUUUGAAGGGAAUGGCUGUGUUUCACAGAGCAGGAAGGAGGAAGAAAAACCACUAAAUGAUUGUUCUGCUUAGACGCUUAGCAAUUAAAAAUCGCCAUAGUGACAGAGGACAAAUCUCCAUGUUCAGUAUAGUAUGUUAAGAUGUAUAUGAUAUUACAAAUAAUUUCGAUCGUAUUGUCUUCGUUUAA
Dendrobium catenatum is the source of this 1314-nucleotide messenger RNA. RefSeq lists its product as uncharacterized. Bases 151 to 1182 code for a protein of 343 amino acids. NCBI's taxonomy places the organism in Eukaryota, Viridiplantae, Streptophyta, Magnoliopsida, Asparagales, Orchidaceae. The transcript has a single exon. The record is from RefSeq and is a predicted model, not a curated record.